This is a messenger RNA of Cylindrotheca closterium, 789 nucleotides long. NCBI's taxonomy places the organism in Eukaryota, Bacillariophyta, Bacillariophyceae, Bacillariales, Bacillariaceae. The record is from the annotation of a GenBank genome assembly.
AUGCGCUCCCUUCCGACAGGUGUCCAACGCUGGACUACAAAGCAUGCCGUGGGUAUGUGUGAUGUGGGGAAGUUCAAAGUCCGGUGGGGUUCCGCUGACUCAGCUGCGUGCCCCUGCUGCGGCGAGUUUGAGGACAACUUUCAUGUCCCUCGGUGCAUGGCGCCCUCUGUGAGUGCGGAAUGGGAUCGCCGGACGGCAACCUUGGACCAAUGGCUGGAUGCUCAAGUCACUGACCCAGCCAUCAAACACGCUAUCCUUCAUCUUCUUCAAGGGGUCCGUGAUUCGUCCCUACCUUCCAGUCGGGUGGUUCCGGUUUGUCUUUGCAGCGCCUUCCUCUCCCAAAAAUGCAUCGGCUACCAAGGAUUAUUGGAAGGCCGGCUGUCUGUUCAGUGGGCGGCCCUGCAAGAACAGUACCUUCAGUCACGAGGGAGCCAACGCUCUCCGACCCUGUGGGUCUCUCGCCUGUCGCAUCAGCUGAUCUUGCUUGGAUUUCAUAUGUGGGAACACCGGAACUCCGUGCAACAUUCGGAGGACAACGUACAGCUACGCAAACGUAGCCGAUUGGUGAACGACGGUAUACACUCUCAGUUUGAUAUGUGCCCAACCGACCUCUCCAUGGUAGUUCAACGUAUGCUCGCCGUGAAACGCAGAACAGUGUUGAACAAGCCGCUAGUCGAUAGGGAAGAGUGGCUGAAGCUGGUUAGAAUGGAACGCAUGGCCUACCGCCGCGCUCUGGCGCCUCAACGCCGUAUCCUUCACCGCUUCUUCCACCCGGCCCAGGCCCCUUAA